Messenger RNA from Coccidioides immitis RS, 342 nucleotides. RefSeq lists its product as uncharacterized. The transcript has a single exon. Bases 1 to 342 code for a protein of 113 amino acids. NCBI's taxonomy places the organism in Eukaryota, Fungi, Ascomycota, Eurotiomycetes, Onygenales, Onygenaceae. The record is from RefSeq and is a predicted model, not a curated record.
AUGGUACCUCAGGAAUCGAAACACGAAAGCAAAGAGAGUGAUGAUGGGGCUCGUAGAACAUUGGAACGGGAAUUGUCACCCCCCGUAGCAGCAGGACGGAAAAGGUGGAAUUCCCCGAAUCAUCCUUCACAGAGAGGGCAGCACAAGGCAGCACAAGUUAGAAUCUCAACCGCCCCAAGAGAAGGAUCCAAAGGCGAAAAGAUGACUGAAAGAACGAGAAAAAGAGAUCGAUAUUGCCGGCCAAUAGGGCUGUCGCGGCACCCCCCGGACACUGGCGGGCAGAGAGCGAGCCCUGGGGAAGAAAGGGAGCCCAACCCCUGGUCGGUUGACCAACUUAAAUGA